Molecule: messenger RNA, 1885 nt
Organism: Phalaenopsis equestris
Lineage: Eukaryota; Viridiplantae; Streptophyta; Magnoliopsida; Asparagales; Orchidaceae
Product: protein S-acyltransferase 18
Exons: 9
Coding region: 223-1713 (496 amino acids)
Biological process (GO): protein targeting to membrane; peptidyl-L-cysteine S-palmitoylation
Cellular component (GO): endoplasmic reticulum; Golgi apparatus
Molecular function (GO): protein-cysteine S-palmitoyltransferase activity
Source: RefSeq, a predicted model, not a curated record
AUAGAGGUGAACGUACUCGCAACUUGCCAAAAUUCGAAUUUCAAAACCCGCAGAUCCGACCGUUGGACCUGCGAGAAAUGAAGAGAGUGACGUGAACAGCGUUUAAGUGAAGCUGAAAAAGAGGAGAUGAAGAUGAAAAACGGGAGGAAAAUGGAGAGCGGAACUUGGAACUGAGCUUCUCUUGAUACUUUCCCUGUAAACCAAGAGCUGAAAGGUGGAAUCAUGAGGCGCCAUGGCUGGCAGCUCCCUCUUCACCCUCUCCAGUUUGUGGGAAUGGGAGUGUUCACAUUGCUAGUUGUUGCUUUCUCUGUGUUUGUUGCACCAUUUGUUGGAAAUAGAAAUGCUGAAAUUACAGUGCUUACACUGUUCUCAUUCACGGCAUUUUCUGUAAUUGUUUUAUACAUAAGAUGCACCGCCAUUGAUCCGUCUGAUCGAACCACCUCCAGAAGGAAAAGGGGAGCGAAAUCAAGUGGGAAUCCAAAAUUUAAUUACAAAUAUAUUAUCAUACAGAUCAUUUUGAGGACUGUCAGGAAGAUAGAACACAAGAUCCUCAAGUGUUGCAGGAGGAGAAAAUAUUUGGACCCUUGGAGUAAUAAUGUUCAAAUGGAUACCAUUUUACCAUUUUCUCUUCUCGUGGUUGAUGAUGCCGUCACGCCUCAUGUAAAGGAUGAUGAUAUCACAUUUUGCUCUCUGUGUGAUUUUGAGGUUAAAAGGCGAAGCAAGCAUUGCAGGACUUGCAAUAGAUGUGUUGAUGAAUUUGAUCACCAUUGCAGAUGGUUAAACAACUGUAUUGGAAGAAGAAAUUACACCACAUUCAUACUUCUAUUGGUUUUCACCAUGUUUAUGCUUGUAACAGAAGGAGGAACUGCACUUGCCAUUUUCAUCCGUUGCUUUGCAAGUAAGAAAAUAUCAAUGGAAUUAAAGCAGAAACUUCACACUGAGUUCCCAAAAGGGCUUCUUGCUGCAAUAUCUGUGGUUUUGACAGCGCUGACAGCCUACAGUAUAGCGGCACUGUGGCAGCUUUUCUUCUUUCACGCUGUACUAAUCCGAAAGGGGAUGAGAACAUAUGAUUACAUCUUAGCCAUGAGAGGAGAGAGCCAAUCCAUUGAUCCUUUCGAUGAUUCUGAUCUGUCUUCAGAUGAUAGUGACUAUGACGACACGCCAGAAAAGCCAAAGUUUCUUUCCAGACUCUUUUGCAAAGAUCAUGGAAAAAAUCAGAGCAGUCAAAAAUUAUCUAUUCUAGUUGAAAAAACGUCCAGUCCAACCAAUUCAGCAAAGCCUGAAAUCCGAAUAGAUCCCUGGAAAUUAAUAAAGAUGAGCAAAGAGAGCGCAAAAAUGGCAACAGAAAAAGCAAGAGAAAGACUGCUGAGACAGAAGGAAGGGAAAUCGGUUUCACCAUUGAAACCAUUGCCAUUGGAGAGUAAGAAGGGACCAACAGUUAACAAAGAGAUCAGGAAGGUGUCUGCUAGCUGCGAGAUAACCCCAGUUGUCUCAAAUCCAUGGAUUUCAGGCUCCACAGGAGGGAGGUUGUCCAGUCCAAGGAGAAGGUUUUCUGGUUCACCAUCACCAAGGCCACAGAAGUAUAGAAGUAAGUUUGAUCUCAAAUUGACUGAGGUCUCAAGAGAACUUGAGACGUACAUAUCAAGGCAAGUGCUGUGCUCUGUUUUAAAGAAGAAUGGGGAAGAUGACGCUUCUCCAAGAUACGGCCUUUGAAUUUUGACUAAUAUUCCAUAGCAACUUUUUCCUUGUUGAACAAAAAAAGAAACAUUUUCCUUGUUGACAGUUUUUAGUUUUUUUCAGCUUUUAGUGGAGGUUGGAUUUGAAUUUCACUUCUGACGAAUUGUGUAAAUUAAAUGUUAUGGCAUAAUUGAGCUAAUUUGGGAAA